Messenger RNA from Corticium candelabrum, 1117 nucleotides. RefSeq lists its product as uncharacterized. NCBI's taxonomy places the organism in Eukaryota, Metazoa, Porifera, Homoscleromorpha, Homosclerophorida, Plakinidae. The coding region runs from base 78 to 932 and encodes 284 amino acids. The record is from RefSeq and is a predicted model, not a curated record. The transcript has 4 exons.
GUUGGAAGUGUUGCUAGAGAGGCGCUUCAUCACUUAUGCUGUUGGCGCAUAGUUCAGAGGCGUUGCGCAUUACGUAAAUGGCGGAAGGAAUCGACCCGAACUGGGAUUCUCAGUUGAGACCCCAAUUAUUGCAGGUGGCCCAGCAGCUCCGCCCUCGCAGGCAUAACCUUGUUGCUAGACUCUACUGCCAACGCCUUAUUACUGAUGACGAAGAGGAGAAAUUCGUCAAGUCGACUACGACAGAGACGGAUUUGGCCUUAGACAUUCUAUGCGUUCUUCGCCGUCAAAAAGUCGGAUCAUUCGACAACUUUUGCAAAGUACUCCUAGAAGUUGAACAAAUUGACGUGGAAAAGCUUCUUCGUCCUUAUCGGACUGACAGCCUGGCAAAUGAUGAGGAAGUGCGUGUUUGCGACGUUGAACGGAAAGAACUGAUGAUAAGUCAACUGAAACAACAGAUUUCUGCUCAGCAAAUUGAGAUUGAGAGUUUGAAAGAAAAGUUGAAGCAAUCAGAUGAUGCACAUUGUAUUGACGUGGUGAUGCCCAGACAUGAGGAAACUAUGGAUGUUUUGUUGUCUGCUCUCUCUACUGCUAGAACUGCAGCUGAGAAAAUUCAGCAAUCUAAUGGUUGCACUGCCUGUCAGGCACCAGGAUGGGCAGCGGAUCAUGAACGUGUUGGUCAUAUCAUUGCUUCUAUCCAACGUGUCGGCUCUACCAGAUGGUACGCUCUUGGAAUAGCUUGUGGACAGAGCAGUGAUGAGAUUGAUCAAAUCCAGCAACUUGUCCAAGAUGCUGAUAAAAUAUUAAAGCUUUUUAACAUGAUGGCACGUAAGAUGGGAGAGAAAGAGGCUGCAGACAAGCUUCUGCAGGCAUGUAAGGUGAUUGUGCCUCCCACGUAUGAGGCUGUUGUGGAGGACAUGAUGGGAGAAAGCUAGCAAGUGAAUGCCAUCAGACAACUCAAUGAUUUCUAAAUUUCAAGAUGAUUCUUUGUAAUAUAGAACUUGGGUGUUGUAGUCCUUGUAUGUUCUGUUACUGCUACAAUUUUGCUAUAGCGUUAUCUCUACUGUAUGUCUAUAUUGGAUGUCUCCUCAAUAUAUACCACACAGAAUACAGUAGUCAG